UCGCAUCUAGUCCCUUUCGUGACGCGUCGCAGUCAGGUGGCAGGACGGUCGCUCGUCCCGUUGCGUCCUUGUCCUGAGGCGUGCGUUUCCUUCUUCAGCCUUGAAGUGUUUUUCAGAAUCACCUUUAACUUCCUUGCAAGGAGUCUUAAAUCCUUCAUAAAAUGUCUGUCAGUAAUAAAAUAAGUCAACUAAUGAACAGGGUACCUGGAAAGCAGCGGUUUGGUGUGUACAGAUUUCUUCCUUUCUUCUUUGUUCUUGGUGGUGCUAUGGAAUGGUUUAUGAUUAAUGUUCAAAUUGGCAAUCAGACUUUUUAUGAUGUUUACCGUAGAAAGCAGGCUGAGAAAUAUUACCAGAAGUUGGAAGAAAAAUGAAUUCAACACUGAAUUAUCUGUACAUAAUGGAUUCUGAACUUCUAAAAGAAACUACGUUUCAGAGUUUGCUUAAAAUAAAUUAGAUUGAAUACUGACUGCACGUUAUUCAGUGAAAUGAAUUUUUGCUACUCUACCUUGUUUGAAGUAAAAAAACAA
This is a messenger RNA of Candoia aspera, 527 nucleotides long. RefSeq names its product ubiquinol-cytochrome c reductase complex assembly factor 5. Bases 162 to 371 code for a protein of 69 amino acids. The record is from RefSeq and is a predicted model, not a curated record. NCBI's taxonomy places the organism in Eukaryota, Metazoa, Chordata, Lepidosauria, Squamata, Candoiidae. The transcript is spliced from 3 exons.